AUGGCCUUUAAGAUUCUCCCAUUUUUUAUUGUUCUCAUUGCCCUCGCAUGCGUGAACCAUGCUGCUCCCUUGGUCCGUACUAGUAUGAACGUCAACAAGCGUGAUUUUGAUCUCGAUGAUGAUUGUCUUGGUGAUGUCUUUGACAAGCGUGACGAAGAGGAACCAGCAGAUAGCCCGGAGGACAUUCGUGAUGAUUUGAUGGAGAAGAAGCGCUGA
Messenger RNA from Lichtheimia ornata, 216 nucleotides. RefSeq lists its product as uncharacterized. The coding region runs from base 1 to 216 and encodes 71 amino acids. The transcript has a single exon. The record is from RefSeq and is a predicted model, not a curated record. Lineage: Eukaryota; Fungi; Mucoromycota; Mucoromycetes; Mucorales; Lichtheimiaceae.